Messenger RNA from Macroventuria anomochaeta, 252 nucleotides. RefSeq lists its product as uncharacterized. Bases 1 to 252 code for a protein of 83 amino acids. Lineage: Eukaryota; Fungi; Ascomycota; Dothideomycetes; Pleosporales; Didymellaceae. The record is from RefSeq and is a predicted model, not a curated record. The transcript is spliced from 3 exons.
AUGGGCGGAGGAGGAAAGAUCCCGUACCCCAAGCACGUCUGGUCGCCCGCUGGUGGUUGGUAUGCGCAACCUGCCAACUGGAAGGGCAACACAGCCGUCGUUGGCCUCGUCCUCGUCAGCAUCGUCGGCAUGGCCUGGUCCGUUUCUGCACAACGCGAGUACCGCGACAAGAUGCCGGAGCAGGGCAGGUUCUUCCCCAGUCGAUACUGGAGCAGACAGAUCGUCGAGCAUGAGAAGAAGCUGAAGGAGUAG